Molecule: messenger RNA, 262 nt
Organism: Oreochromis niloticus (Nile tilapia)
Lineage: Eukaryota; Metazoa; Chordata; Actinopteri; Cichliformes; Cichlidae
Product: 39S ribosomal protein L48, mitochondrial-like
Exons: 3
Coding region: 35-262 (75 amino acids)
Cellular component (GO): mitochondrial ribosome
Source: RefSeq, a predicted model, not a curated record
UAGUAGACUGAAAAUUUAGUUUUAAUGCUCUUUAAUGCUUCCCACAUACAGCUAUGCUUUACCAACAAAGAGCACAGAGGUCAUGCUGAUGCAGGAGCAAGGCACCAAGACGUAUGUCGAUGCUGUCCUCAAGACUCACCACCGAGUCAUUCAGCUGAGCACUCUGAACGCCGCGCUGUGUCCCCACACCGAAGCUGAUUUCCAAGCACGGUUCAAGGCGCGUCCAGAGCUGGAGGGGCUCAUCGCUCAGAUGAACCAAUAA